UGAAAGCGCUGAAACACGAAUUUAGUACAGGAACCCUACAAUGGCACGACUUUGGAAGGACGUUUUCGUGAGCUUAUGUUGUUGCGUUUGGCUAUCCAACUUAGCAUGGUCUUUAAGGUGUUUUUCUUGCGAAGGACUCAUCGACACAAAAUGCGAGAGCAGUACAACAAAAAUUGAGUGUCCCAGUAACGGAGAGCAAGUGUAUGACUCGUGUUACACCGUGAAAAGAAUUAUGGACUACCCCAUUAUUGGGAGACGAACAGAGGUGUUAAAAAACUGCUCCGUUUUAGCAAAAUGCUCAUUUCUGGAAACAUUGAUUUGCGACAACUUCUACGGAUUCAUCAACAGUUGCUCAAUUGAAUGCUGUACUGGGGAUCUGUGUAAUAACAAGACAUUUCAGUACAGUAAAACGUCUGUAACACCCACGAACUUCGGGAUCGUGGAAACACGCGUGAACGUCACGCGGACUGUUGUGUCAAACAACGCGACACGUAAACCAGAUGACACAUCCGAGAUUACUAUGACGUCGACAGUUUCAAUGAUACAGAAUUCUAUGUCAUUUGAGAAAGCGCUGACAUCCUGGACUUCAGUGACGACAUCCUGGACUUCACAAAAAAGUCAAGGAGCCAUAUUCAGCAGUGCUCGUCCCGCCAUUGAGCCAACGAUCGAGGUCAAACCAGUCAGCGGUGACGCAAAAAGCAUCUGCGUUAAGCUGCCAGUUCUAAUGUUAAUGACGAUUUUGGUCUUUGAAAUCAACCACGACAGUUUAUAGAGAAGAAAGCUUGUUUUUACCCCACUUUCUUUUUUCCAAUGACCGAUUUUAAGUAACGAAAACCGCGGGAAUCUUUUAUUUCAAAUUACGUUCAUAGACAAAACGGUAUAAAUAUUGCUUUCCUCGGAAACCACGAUACAUUAAUUAUCCUUGUCUCUAGAUCUUUCUCUUCUGUAGGUCACGUCAUCGGCUAGACGUAGUCCUCUAAACUUUAGAAAACGAAUAGCAAAAUGAAAGCCAAUGGAGAGUGUUAUAGUGGAAAAUGAGUGCAGCAUUAUAAGUAACGAUAACUGCCGUAUAAAAGGCAUGGCUCCUGUCUGCGUUCAAGCCCAGUGGCCCAUAAGGCCAUGCCGGCCUGCAUUAGUUAGCCCAAGCGUUAACUCUGUGGGUACCCUUUCAAACCAAGCUAAGGACACAACAAAACGACCUUAGCCCGGGCUCGAGCCGAAACCGCUCGAUCCGGAGUCCAGCGGCUUCGCGCUAACCAUUAGGCCACCGCUCGCGCGUCUCCCACAGUAUUGGUAGGAAUGUAUCAGUUAAUAAGAGAGAAAAGAAUAACUGAAUAUGGAUCGAUUCAGAGAUGAUAGAUAAGAUCGAAUCUCUUCAUGCAGACACCACCACAAAAAGGACACUGCUAUGUUACGCACGAUUCACGCAGAAUAAAAACAAUCUUUGCCUCUGUACUGUAAUACGAACGCGGCCUUUAUAAUAUGGUCGUUGCACCUUGUCCCUAUGACGUCUGGUUUAAUCAUGUUAGACUGUAGUCUGUUUUUAUCGUCAAUGUCUUUGGCCCGCAUUUCUUUUCAAGCGUUAUCGUAGUCUUAAUUUCCGUGUCGACAAGACCUUUAGGAACAGGUCCGCAAUUCGUACAUGUGUGAUCUGCGACAUCGAAUUUGUCAUUCUCGUCCCCAUAGUCCUUUUUAACUAAAAUUGGUGAUAUGAAAAUGAACGACAGCUAUAGAGUCCGUGCCCACUGGACUAAGAUCUAACGCAUACUUGUGCGGGGUCACUGUAGUAAGAAGGUAAAGAGGUAAGGUUAUAGACGGGCUAAACUGACGCAUAAAGCCAAACCGUAUUUCAAGUUCAGCAGUAUAAAACAGUAAUCGGUAUGGCGGUAUGGCUCUUCCUGAGCUGGGUACUAGUCCAACGCCAGGUGUCAUCGUGGGCUCCUGUUUCCAGGUAACAUUUUAUACUAAGCUAGUCCAGGAUUAGCGAGAAUUUUGUUUUCAGUUUUGUAGUUUUCUGGUGAGGUUUUCUGUUUCCGUUUUUUUUG
Molecule: messenger RNA, 2045 nt
Organism: Orbicella faveolata
Lineage: Eukaryota; Metazoa; Cnidaria; Anthozoa; Scleractinia; Merulinidae
Source: RefSeq, a predicted model, not a curated record